This is a messenger RNA of Aspergillus bombycis, 669 nucleotides long. Its product is annotated as sulfotransferase family protein. Lineage: Eukaryota; Fungi; Ascomycota; Eurotiomycetes; Eurotiales; Aspergillaceae. The transcript has 2 exons. The record is from RefSeq and is a predicted model, not a curated record. The coding region runs from base 1 to 669 and encodes 222 amino acids.
AUGGGCCAAACCGCCUCGGUUCCCAAGCCAGGGACCCAGAUCCAAGUGAUCGGUGCCGGACUACCCCGUACUGGCACUGCAUCCUUCAGCACUGCCUUGGCCAUCCUUCUCGAUGGCCCUGUCUACCAUGGCGGCACCCAGAUUACCCGCGGCUCGCCUUGCGAGUUGAAAUCAUGGAUUCGCAUCCUCCGUGCAUGGCUGGAGGGCGAUAGGGCCACAGUCUUGUCCCUCAUCAAGGUUCGACUUAAUGGCUAUGCAGCUAUCACCGACACUCCAGGCUGUCAGCUCCUUCCAGAGCUACUCCAGCUCUACCCGGAUGCCAAGGUCAUCUGUACUUGGAGCAAUCUGUAUGCGGAUGGUCGGCGGUUUAACUCGGAGAAGGAGGUGAGCGAUACCAUUCCCCAGGGGGUGAUCUAUUCCAGGCAUGUGGCUUGGCUGCAGGAGAAUGUCCCCGCCGAGCAACUGGUAUUUUUUGAUGUUCGAGAGGGUUGGGAGCCGCUGUGUAAAUCGCUGCGCAAGGAUGUCCUUACCGAUAUACCCUUCCCGCAUGUCAAUGAUUCCGAGGGGGUCGCCCGCACUGCGAGGUAUCAUGCCCAACAGGCCUUGAUCCGGUGGGCGGCGAUCUUUGCUAUCGCUGGAAUUGCUAUUACAGGCUUUAUGAGGCUAUGA